Schistocerca piceifrons (Central American locust) is the source of this 2152-nucleotide messenger RNA. Its product is annotated as zinc finger-containing ubiquitin peptidase 1-like. The record is from RefSeq and is a predicted model, not a curated record. Gene Ontology annotation, biological process: regulation of gene expression. Lineage: Eukaryota; Metazoa; Arthropoda; Insecta; Orthoptera; Acrididae. Gene Ontology annotation, cellular component: nucleus.
UAGAACGUGGUGAUGGCUUCAAGAUGCCGGAAAUGACUUAUUCUUGUGAAAUAUGUGGAGUUGAAGGAUUAAACGAAGAGGAGAUGCGUUCACAUAUGGUGGUGUACCAUUUAGAAGGUGCUGUUUCGUGUCCUUUUUGUGAUCUGGGUGAAGUGUCCGCAGAACAGUUGUUAAUGCAUGUAAAUAGUGCUCAUUUGGACUAUUUAACCCCUGAACAAGAAUUGCUUGCAUUCAUUGAUGAUGAAGAUAUUGAUGGUAGGGAUGGACUCUUGUGUUCCUCAAGACCUUUGCCUUGGGAACUUUAUCCUGAACCAGGUACUGAUAGUGCCAGUAGCUGCUGGGAAAAUAACAUUAACAACAACAAUAAUAACAAUAAUAAUUACUGUCACAGCACUUGCACAGUGGCAUCCAGCAGCUCAGUUUGCUGGCUCCGGUCUCCCUUGCGUUCACAGUUAGCUUUAGAUCUACGAGCAAGUGCUUCACCUGGUCCAAUCCCUGCUUGUAAAAAGUCCGUCCAACCACAACAGUGCCCCAUGUGUUCUUACACCAGUUUGGAUCCUCUGCAGCUUGAAGAACAUAUCAACAGGCAACAUUUUGAUCUGACGGGCCCAUCAUUCCCACCGGCAACGCCACCUGGAUUGGAGGAAUCUGUGUACAGUUGUCCACUUUGUGUACGAACAUUUCAAAACAGUCCAGAUUUAGAACUGCAUGUAAACAUUGAACAUAAAGACAUUCUUAGCCCUGCAAAGCCACAGCAGCCUGUAAAUAGUGUGGAGAACUGGAGUGAUAGCUGUCCUGUAUGCUGUAUGACUAACUUCAAGAGCAAUCAGGAGAUGGUAGCCCAUAUUGAAGAACAUUUUAAUAAUAAGGGUUUGUCACCUAUUACUCCAGACAUGUCCUGUGAUCGGAUGUUGGCUCGAGAAAUAGAGAAGCGGGAAAGAGAAGUUCGCAGAUUACGUGAGCAACGAGAAUUUGAAAUGUUAAGGGCCCAAUAUGGAAUGGACAAUCAAGGGAACUUCAGAGAACAGAGUCUGACCAACAUGCAGAAAGCUGUGUAUGCAGGAGAAAUGUCUGUUUCUGAUUACUAUGAGAGACAAAUUGAACUUCGUGCAGCAGAAAGUAAUGGGGUAGAUGAUGGUAGCUCUUGCACAAAAGGUCUUGUUCCUAAGAUACGUGGUGUCAGUUCUUCUUCAGCAAAUGUAAUCAGAACAUACAUGUGUACCACUGUUGACCAUUAUGCCUCCACCUAUGGUGAUAAAGGCUGGGGCUGUGGCUACAGAAAUAUGCAGAUGAUGCUGUCUUCAUUGCUGCAUCAUACAGGCUACAAUGAACAGCUGUAUAAGCCUUCUUUAGUUGGGGGUGGUCUCUAUGGGUUAGGUAACCGAUCCUGUGGUCUUGAGAUGCCUAGCCGUAGUGCCAUGCCAUCAAUCUCUCGUUUACAACAACAUAUUGAAUGGGCAUGGAGUCAGGGCUUUGAUCUCCAGGGGAGUGAACAGCUUGGUGGAAAACUCUUCAAUACACGAAAGUGGAUUGGAGCAACUGAAGUAGUCACAGUUCUUUCUUCCCUUAGGAUACGGUGUCAGCUAGUAGACUUUCAUCGACCAACAAGUGCUGAUGGAAGUCAUCCUGAACUAUUUGGCUGGGUUUUGGAAUACUUUCAAAAGAAUGAAGAAUUCAAACCACCACUCUAUCUUCAGCAUCAAGGCCACAGCCGUACUAUAGUAGGUGUGGAACAGCUGAAAGAUGGAGGAAUAAAUCUCUUAGUGUUUGACCCCAGCCAUACACCACACCAAAUGGCUCAGUUUCAAAACACAUCAACUGCAGUAUCAGGCAUGCGCCUUAUACGGAAAUCCUUAGCUUCAAUGAAAGCUCGCCAGUACCAACUAGUCGCAGUAUGUGGUAUAAUGGAUACGGAACAUGAAUAUCAGCAAAGUAAAAUUCUGCGAUCAGUACGAGUCCCCCAAGAUCGAUGAUAACACCUAUUUUAUUAGGGUUGCACCAAGGGUGUUAAAUUUGGUUUUGUACAAAGUUGUUUCAUACAAACUCUAUGAUCUCAUCAUCCGGAAAUUUAGAAACGAGACAUCUGACAGGGAUUAGUGUAAACAGUGAAUUAUGUGACAUGUUAGCGACAACAUCUAUGUACUUCCAGCGA